AUGCAAUACAAUAGCAGUGUUUCGGUCGAGUCUUACAUAUAUAUACAAAACAAUACAUCAUUGUUCGCAAACACGACGAACGGCACCGAAAACGCCACCAUUUUCGAUGACCUGACGCUAACGCCGGAGCUUAUAUGCCGUCGAGAGAGUAGUUUGUUAUUUCUGCUUCUAAUGUUGGGCACCGUUUGGUUGGCCGUCUCGCUCUUCAAUUUCAAUAAGACACCGUACUUACAGGCGAGCAAAAGGGAACUAUUAGCUGACUAUGCGCUUCCCUGUGCUGUCCUACUGCUCAGCUUUAUUGGAUCCUUUGUCUUCAGGGACAUACCAGUUGAACACUUCCGAUACAGCGCUCACUUUGAGUUCAGUAGAGCUCGACUGGAAUACCUUCCGUGGACGGCAUUCAUCGCAUGCAUGGGUUUGGGAUUCUCGCUCUCAUUGCUAUUUUUUAUGGACCAAAACAUUUCAGCCGCGAUGGUUAACAACCCGUGCAACAAACUGAAGAAAGGGUGUGCCUAUCAUUUGGAUCUGUUUGUUGUGGGCAUUUUGAACGGCUUUCUAUCGAUGUAUGGCCUGCCGUGGAUGCACGGAGUGUUACCGCACUCACCCCUACACGUCAGGAGUCUGGCCGAUGUGGAGGAGCGCGUAGAUCAGGGACAUGCCGCUUACCCGCCUAAUCAUUACAUAAGACGGUGUCCGCAACGCAAGAUCCAUAUGUUCACACUCUGCCAAAUGAUUCAGUUAGGGCUCAUGUGUUUCUUCGGGUUCAGUCCCUGGCCCUACGUCAAGAUGGUCUUCCCCGUCAUUAUUCUAUUACUACUGCCAUUUAGACAUAAGAUCGUUCCCGUCGUUAUCGAUCAAAAAUAUCUCGAAGCACUCGACGGUGAGAAUCAAUAACAACGGCUAAAAUCAUAACAAUUAUUGAAUUUGUAUAUAAAUAUAAAGGAUGAAGAAGUGGACUAUAUAUUAGAUUAAUUGGAAACCAUUAAAACCACAC
Molecule: messenger RNA, 994 nt
Organism: Medioppia subpectinata
Lineage: Eukaryota; Metazoa; Arthropoda; Arachnida; Sarcoptiformes; Oppiidae
Source: the annotation of a GenBank genome assembly